AAGACUAACUCCAAGCAAACUGCCCACUGAGGCUGCACGAGCAUUCUGCUCUGAGAUAAACUCUUCCAACUCGCCAUAGGCGGUGGCAGCAUAACCCAGCAUAUUAAUGCCAGUCCGUGAAUAUAUAUACCACAUGCUUUCUGGAAUGACACAGCCGUACAGUAAUUAACUGCAUGUUCAUGUAUCCUCAGUUUGGGUCUUUCAGUGUACAACCACCAGCAAAGUAAAUGUCAGAACUUUACCAGCUAUUUUGGGAUGGAUGAAUGGGGGACACUCGUCCCCUGUGAAGGCGGCCUUGUUUUACGCAGCUGCAAAUUGUUUAACCUUUAGCCAAAACAAUUUUCUUUCUGCUGUGGCAUAGACCAAGAUGCAAUUUUCGAGGCGCACAGUGUGUAUGGUCCAGGUGUGCUGAAUAGCAUUCCCAAAGAAUCAACUUCAUUUGCGAGUGACCGCAGCUGCAAGCUGAAUGUUUGAGGCAUUUGAAUCUUCUUGAAUCUCACAGCAAGAGCAAUAAAUUCUUGUCAGCCACUCAUCCAAAUAUGCCAAGGCCAUGAUGUCAUUGGAUUUUGUGAAAGUAUGGAACUUGAUUACUUAGAUUUCUCAUUAAGAGACAUGCACGAAAUCUAACAGCCGCAGUGUACAGCUUCAGUACAUGUUCAAAGUGUGAGCAGUCGCCACCAGUUAAAUUGUUGUGGAUUUCGACAUCCAUUGGAUUCAAACCCGGGCUUCAACAACAUUCCUCAUUUGCCUUUUCCUCAACGAGUCUUUGUGAGUUGAGUGAGUAUAAGUAUUUUUCAGCAUGACACUCUGGUUUGAUGAUCUGCUGCUCACCGUCGGCCUUGAGCCCUUCAUGCUGAAGCUGAGUCACAACCUGCCGAUCCGUCACUCCGGACACAGGAGGAACCCACUUUGGUUCAUUCAUGGGGUCAAAACAGGAUACUUGAGCCUGAAGGAUGGCCAGCACAAUGGGGAGGUGGUACGGGCGCAACUCUCCAAGGAAAGUCUGAGUCUACAGAGGGAAGAGACGUUCCUUGUUAGUCCAGUAGAAGCGGAGGUGAAUGGGCCCGAAAUAGACUCAUCCAAGGAAAGAACUGUGUGCUUGAGGAGACAAAAGAUUGGAGGCCUAGGACUCAGUAUCAAGGGAGGGGCGGAGCAUAACAUCCCCAUAUUGGUUUCCAGAAUAUUCAAAGAUCAAACAGCUGACCAGAAUGGGGGCCUGUAUGUAGGUGAUGCAAUCUUAAAGGUCAAUGGCAUGUCCAUUGAAAGAGCUACACAUGACGAAGCAGUAGCGGCCUUAAAAAAUGCGGGUACAGAGGUUGUGUUGACAGUGCGACAUUUCAGAGCUGCAACACCAUACCUAAAACAGGCAGCUAAGCUAGCUGAUGCAGAAAACCAGUUGGAGGUACAGAUAGAGCAGUCCAACUCUAUGCCUAACCAUGACAGCAGCUGGCAGACGAGGAAUAGCGCCCUCGGUCAGCAGCAGGAGGCCAAUGCUAGGCAACCUAAGCCAGAGAAGCGAUGGGUGGAUCUGCUGUCCAUCCCCUUGCUCAUGGCUAGAGUGUCGCGUUACACACCGGGCACAGACAAGCUCAGGCCCAACUCGUUUGAACUGGUUGGUAUGGACAGCAUGUCAUCUGGUAUUCUCCUUUGUCACAAUGCAGCCGAGCUCAAAGACUGGCUCAAGUGUAUUUCAGCAAACAUAGCUACGUUAAAUGCACAGUCUAUGAAGAUCUCUAAUAACCUGCUUCAGCCAUCGGAUCAGAUCCUGCACAUGGGCUGGAUUGGUGAGAGACUGCCCACCGUCAUGCAGAUGCACACCUGGAAGCCCAAAUUCCUGACCAUCCGUGGCUCAGACAUCCUGCUCUUCAACACCCCACCUGUAAAUACAAGAGACUGGGUGAGGUGUGAACGAACGUACAAGUUGUAUGAGGUCAUCACCCGAGUUUAUAAGGAUUCUGAGCUGAUGGAUGACAGGCCUCACUGCUUCACUCUACAGACUGGGGACGCCGUCAGCAACCACCAUUACUUAUGCACGCAGACUCGCAGCGAGCUCAACGUGUGGCAGAAUGCGAUCCAACGAGCCACGCAGGCCGCGGUCUCCAAACUAGGCACAAAAACGUACGGAUGCACAUGGCGGAAAAAGGUGGUGGGACUGACCUUUGACCUGUCAACAGGUUUCACAUUAUUUGAUGCACAAAAUAAGCAAGCAAUCAUUUGGAGGUACCGAUUCUCCCAGCUCAAGGGCUCGUCAGAUGACAACAUUUCAACGGUGAGGCUGCAGUUCCACAACCCCAACACAGACCAGGUCGAAACCCAGGAGUUGGAGUGUCCACAUCUGAGAAAAUUACUUCACUGUAUGCACGCCUUCCUGUCAACCAAGCUAGCCUUAGUCGAUCCAACAUUCAUGAGGAGUACCACGGCAAUACCCGGAGAGGGGCCUCAUUGAUGAAAAUAAUGCUGCAUCCUUGUAGUGGUUGGGUUUUAAUAGUGGGUUGGUGGUAAGGGGCAUUUCGGCACUCUGGAGCCCCUGAUUGUGUUAAAGUCUUCAUGGACUUGCCUGAAUAUGGAGAUAAGUUUAUUAUAAAGUCUUCUCCGCUGAUGUCAAAUUUGGUGAACAAGUGAAUUUGGUGGGGGGGGGCUGACUGAGUGUGGUAGUUGGGACUUGUGCCGUUGCGUUGAAUUCCUGUUUCAUACAAACUCAAUUUAGGACAGGUAAAAUUUUGUCAGCAACUUAACUCAAUGAAAUAACACAGUGCCAGCGUCAAAACUACUGACUUUUUUUCCUUACCUUUAUGUCGCAUCAGGAAUAAGAUGUUGGUAUUGCAGUGAAAAAAGGGGGGUUAUACUUAGCCUAAAAGCAAACACACCUGCAAAUUGGUCAUGUACAGGCAGGGUUUACGGCAGCAGUAAAUUUGAAUGCGGCGGGAGACUUUGAGAUGCUUGGGGGUGCAAGCAAACAGGCCCACGUUUGUUUGCCUCACAUUUGAGCUAAUGCAUACAUGCUCAAAAUGACAAAAAAGAUAGUGAAUUGGACCUGUCGGACAGGUAUGUUUGCCGCCACCAAGUGUCUCGAAAAGUCUUUCACUGGACGUUAGUGAGCUACACCAUUAACAGUUUGUGGCAUCAGAUUUUCUUUUGCAUUCACCAUCGCAUGAAGUAUGAACCCAACCUUAAGACCUACAGGAUUUCUGGACUCAUGUUAAUGCUUUGUGAUGUAACAGCCUCUUACCAGUGUUUGGUUUGCUGUCGGAAAGUGCCAUUUUAAAUUUGCACUUCAUGUGAGACCUGCAAUGGGCAUGCUUAAAUCAUAAUCGCCAUACCUGCGUGAAUACUUUUGCAGCCAUGUUUAUGCAUGAACAUAUUGAGUAUUCGUUUAUAUUUACUGUUGUAUUCAUCAAACUUGUGCAUUUGGAUUUCAUUUGUAUUCAUUUAGACUCCAUCCACGUAGAGUUUACUAUUCUGGGGAUCGGGGCAGGGUGGUUGAAUUUAUUUUUACUACACCUCAUAAAUAUUCACAAGCAAAUCAGGGGGCGUCAUUGGCUGAUUCCACCUCGGGUCUGGGAAUUAGAAAUGAUACACAACCAGGUGACGUUAUAGCGAUGAGUAUCCACCUCGCUGCUGUGCGGUCGUUUUUUCUGGUAGCAUCAAAAUGUCCCUCUGGAACCCGCCGCGUAAAUAUAUCGUCUGUGUCAUGUAAUCUUUACGGAACCAGUCUGGACUUGUAUCCUACUGACUAUUACAGUAAAGACCCAAACCGUA
This is a messenger RNA of Acanthaster planci (crown-of-thorns starfish), 3759 nucleotides long. Its product is annotated as gamma-2-syntrophin-like. Gene Ontology annotation, molecular function: structural molecule activity; protein binding. Gene Ontology annotation, cellular component: dystrophin-associated glycoprotein complex; intracellular anatomical structure. NCBI's taxonomy places the organism in Eukaryota, Metazoa, Echinodermata, Asteroidea, Valvatida, Acanthasteridae. The record is from RefSeq and is a predicted model, not a curated record.